UCACAUCAACCUUAAAGAGAAAAGCAAAUUCAUCUGGAGAAUUUGAUAUAUAUUAUUGGCAUAAAUCAUGUCGCCUACCAGUGCUUCCCACCGUCGCACGCAUAAUUUACUCUUAAUAUCCAAGCUACUCAGUCUUCGCGAUUCUACGUCUCCGUUAACCCUUCUCCUAGACUCUCUCGAACAGCCUGCUACACCCUUGAUUAAGGAAUAUAUUAGAAGAGCAAAGCUAUCAAAAGUCCAUGUUAUAUUUGUCUCCUUCGAGACUCUGACGCGCCCAGAUGGCAUCGAUACAUUUAUCCUGGCCCGACGAAACAGUUUGGCAGACAUUGCAAAAGAAGUGGUCUCCGCAGCAUCGUCACCACUGCUGCCAUAUCCUUCAGCAGCAACGGCUUCAAAUAAAUCCCUUGUAAUUAUCGACUCUGUCAAUCCAAUGAUAGAUCGUAAGAGCGACGCGAACAAGGAGGUGAAUCCAGCUGCAUAUCUACGCUCAUUGCUAGGGUCACCCUCAACCAGCCCACAGAGCCAUGCUUCUACUUCCCUGAUUGUCGUGUAUCACCAGGAUAUACCCGCAUGCCUACAGAAACAAACAUUAUACACACCAACCACUUUAUCUCUACUAACAUAUCUCGCCACAACAAUCUUCACCGUUCACUCCAUGAGCCACAUCCUCGCCGAAAAAGCCGCGAGAGACAGGAGCCUUAUGGCCCCCGUCUUCGGUCUAGCAGAAGAAGCAGACGGCGUCAUCAUCGGUCGCCGCAUCGAGCACGGCAAGAGCACCGAUGACGGUGACCUCAACGGCGUCGUUAUUGAAAUGGAACAUCGGCGCAAGAGUGGCAGGGGAGUUGUGGAGUGGUAUUUCUUGCCACCUGCGGUGAGGAUUCAUCGGCAGCAGGUAAAAGAGAUGGUGAUGUUGCUCGACGAUCAUCCGCUAUAUCACCGGGGGGAGGAGCAGGGCGGUGCUGAAAGGGGGGGAUGGGAGCCGGAGUCAACAUUUGAGUUAGGUUUAACGGAGCGGCAGAGGUUGGAGAGGGAAGGGGUUGUGCUGCCUUAUUUCGAUGCGCAGAGAGCGGAGGGGCCUGGUGAGGGCGGUAGGAUCCUUUAUGAUAUGGGAGAAGAAGAUGAUUUUGAUGAAGAGGAGGAUGAGAUUUGAAUAUUUUAUGUUUCACAUGGUGCAAACGGAGAAAAUUCGUCUCGCGAAGCGGGUGGGAGCAGAAAUAUACUGCUACGGAGGAACGGGCCUGCGGGUUGAAUGUUAUGAGAUUUUCUACUUGAAAACCUGCGAGUUAGGGUUGCUGGUGUAGGAUGCUGGAAACAGCCGAUGCAAAUCGCAUCAUGCAUUUAUCAUGUAAGUUUGGCAAUUACAAAUGAUGUUAUACCUAGUGCAUAUGUGAUGCAGCAAGAGACAAUGGAGGCUGGCGGAUAUUUGAAUUGAAAUGAAACACAAUCACACGAAUAAA
This is a messenger RNA of Histoplasma capsulatum G186AR, 1457 nucleotides long. RefSeq names its product Elongator subunit IKI1. Gene Ontology annotation, cellular component: nucleus; cytosol; elongator holoenzyme complex. NCBI's taxonomy places the organism in Eukaryota, Fungi, Ascomycota, Eurotiomycetes, Onygenales, Ajellomycetaceae. Bases 68 to 1150 code for a protein of 360 amino acids. The transcript has 3 exons. Gene Ontology annotation, molecular function: tRNA binding. Gene Ontology annotation, biological process: tRNA wobble uridine modification. The record is from RefSeq and is a predicted model, not a curated record.